This is a messenger RNA of Cucurbitaria berberidis CBS 394.84, 1269 nucleotides long. RefSeq lists its product as uncharacterized. Bases 1 to 1269 code for a protein of 422 amino acids. The record is from RefSeq and is a predicted model, not a curated record. The transcript has a single exon. Gene Ontology annotation, biological process: maturation of SSU-rRNA. Lineage: Eukaryota; Fungi; Ascomycota; Dothideomycetes; Pleosporales; Cucurbitariaceae. Gene Ontology annotation, cellular component: cytoplasm.
AUGCCGCCCUACGACAGCGAGUCGUCCGACGACGAGGGCGAAGACUACACCGAGACGAAUGUGCUGCUGGGCUAUGCGACGCAGGACGCUGCCACGGGCGACGCCGUGUCCCAUCUCGGCGGCGCGCCCUCCUGGAUGGACGACAAGACAGCGCCUGCGGGUGACCUGGCCAAGUGCAAAGUGUGCCAUGGCCUCCUUAGCCUGCUCCUCGAGCUCAACGGCGACCUGCCCGACCACUUCCCGGGCCACGACCGCCGUCUGUACAUCUGGAGCUGCCGGCGGAAGACGUGCAGGCGCAAGGCAGGCAGCGUGAGGGGCAUACGCGGCGUGCGCAUUGCACAGGGCGCGGCCAUCAGGGCAGCCAGAGGCGCAAAGGGCGAGACCAAGGCAGUCAAGCACGAGGAAAGCCCACAGCCCAGGAUUGGCGAGUCCCUCUUUGGAGUCAACAAUGGCGGACGCACAGCAGCGCCUGCAAACCCCUUUGCCAAUCCCUUCUCCUCCUCCAAGUCGCCAAACCCCUUCUCCUCCUCACAGACAGCCCAAGUCGCGUCGCCCGAGGAGACGCCAGACGAGGCAUCAACAACACUCCCCGAAACCUUUGCCUCAAAGGCCCGCCUCUCAUCGCCACCUCCUUCCGAACUGCCUCCGCGUCCGCACGAGCCAUGGCCAGCAGCGUCGUCGUUCCCUGCGCCCUACCCACUCUACCACCUCGACGCCGAAUACGAGACACUGGACGCGCCGUCCGCGCCGCACAUCCCAGAGAGUGCGCGCAUGGACAUGGAUGCAGAGGGCAGUGCGAGCGGUGGUGCAAAGGAAGACAAGGACGUGUACGAGAGCUCGCUUGACAAGACCUUCCAGAAGUUUGCAGAUCGAAUAGGCGAGAAUCCCGAGCAGGUGCUGCGUUACGAGUUCAAGGGCAAGCCGUUGCUCUACAGCGAUCACGACGCUAUCGGCAAGCUCCUAGCACAUCACUCAGAAAACGCCCCGUCUUCCAACGCAAAGGUCACAACCGUCGGCUCAAGAGCAGGAGCUGCCGUGCCGCCAUGUCAGACUUGCGGCGCCGAGAGAGUGUUCGAGGUUCAGCUGACGCCCCAUGCUAUCACCGAGCUGGAAGCUGAUGAAAUGAGCCUCGAUGGCAUGGAAUGGGGUACCAUCCUCCUGGCCGUGUGCAGUAAAGACUGCAAGCCCAGCGACGUCUCCGAAGGCGAGGUAGGAUAUGUCGAGGAAUGGGUUGGCGUGCAGUGGGAGGAAGUCGCAUCGAAGAAAUAG